Molecule: messenger RNA, 4623 nt
Organism: Menidia menidia (Atlantic silverside)
Lineage: Eukaryota; Metazoa; Chordata; Actinopteri; Atheriniformes; Atherinopsidae
Source: the annotation of a GenBank genome assembly
AUGACGGGAUCACUCGCUGGUGCACGAGUAAACCGCAGACACAGGCCUGAAGAGCUGCUUGGAGAAGUACUUCAGCUGAGUUUUACCAGGCGUCCGAACAGAGACGGACACAAAAGGGCCUGCAGCGCGCAGCAGAUCAGGGUCAGGGCUCCGGUGGUCGAGGAUGAGGCUGGCAUGAGCAAUACCUGCCAAAUUCGAUCAGAUGGAUCUCUGCCUCACCAGGAGGAAGACAGCCAAAUUACCUCCUGUGAUUUUGAGUCGCUUUGCCACUGGACAUUAUCACAUAACGACACUCACAGUGAUUGGCUGGUGGCGUCGCCACGGCAGCUGGAGGGCACAAAAGCUGGGAGGAUGCCAGCCACGGACCACUCCAAGGAAAGCCCCGAUGGGCAGGUCCUUCUCCUCAGCUCCUCAGCUGCUGCUGAGUCCUCUGGGAAAUGUGAAUACCACUUAACCAGUCCCGUCCUGCUUGGAAGUGAGAAGAAAUGCACCUUGCAGGUGGCUCUGUAUGAGAGCAGGCCGAUGAUGGGGAACCUCACGGUGCUCAUCAAGUCUGUUCUGUCAGAGUUAACUAUUCACUCGGAGGUUCUGAACCAGAGGAGACGAGAUAGCCACAGGUCUGAGUGGGAGGUUCUCGAAACUGUGAUUGGCCAGAUUGACCAGCCCUUUCAGGUGACCCUGCUCUACACCUACUGUGUGACGGAAGACGGGGCCAACAUGGCUCUGGACUCGCUGAACUUCAGAAACUGUGAAUUGGGUGACUGGGCCAUGGACCAGAAUGCAGAAUGUGAGGAAUCCUUUCACUGUGAAGACGGCUGCAUCGAAAAGAGCCAGGUCUGUAACUUCCAUACAGACUGUCCUCUGGGAGAAGACGAGGGCUAUAUAUGUGAUGCUCUUCCCUUUGGCUCAUACUGUUCGUUCGAGUGGAAUUCAUGUGGUUGGUCUCCGUCCAGCCAGCACUUGGGCUGGAGGAGGAUGGCAGGAGUUGAGCUUCUGAACAAAGACAUGCAGGGCGUCACACUGCAGCGCACACCAGGGCUUUUCUUGUUCCUGCAGGUGAGGGAGAGUAGUUCCCCUAAAGAAGCGUCUGUCCAGAGCUUCUCUUUUCCUCCUACAGUCUCAACUACUGCGUGCAAGAUGUAUUUCUCACUUUACAUCUAUGGAGUUUUUAAUGGUUCAUUGCAAGUUGCUGUGGAGGAAAGUGGGAGCACCACUGCAGCCGUGGUCUGGGAGACACAUUCUCAGUGGACAGACGACUGGGAGUCAGUUGCAGUGGGUUUGACUGGACUUAAUCAUGGGUUCCAUGUGAAGAUACAGGCUGUGUGGGGGGAAGGCUCCAGUGCUGACAUUGCUCUCGACAACAUUGCGAUUGGAGCAGCCUGCUUCCACAAAGAUAUCAACUCUCUCAUGGAAAUGGCUGACUUAGAUUUCUUGACCCCACUUCCAGAGCCUUCAGUCUCAGAGGCUCCUGUGAUGGAGUGGUGGUUCAACUCGUGCGGGGCCAGUGGACCCCACGGCCCCACCCAAGCUCAGUGCGACAGUACCUACAGGAACAAAAAUGUCAGCGUCACUGUGGGGAAGGAAGGUCCCUUAAAAGGUGUCCAAAUGUGGAAGGUGCCAGCAACUAACCGAUACCGGAUCUCAGCCUAUGGGGCUGCAGGAGGAAAGGGAGCCAAAAAUCACAACAAACGCAACCAUGGGGUGUUUAUAUCUGCCAUAUUCCUUCUGGAAAAAGACGACAUUCUUUACAUUUUGGUGGGCCACCAGGGGGAAGAUGCAUGUCCAGGGAGAAAUCCCCUCACCCAGAAGAUCUGUCUCGGAGAGUCAUCUGUGAUUGAAGACAACCUCAAGGUUGAGGCUAGUGCAGAGUGGGCUGGAGGAGGAGGCGGAGGGGGAGGAGCCACUUUCAUCUUUAAGAGGGAGGGCGAUGAGCUGGUUCCUCUGCUGAUAGCAGCCGGCGGAGGAGGAAAUGCCUACAUGGAAGACCCUGAGUCCAGUCUCAUCGAGAUACCACUGGAAGAGUAUGAAAACAACGCUAACGCACGCAGCACCAGCGGUCUGACCGGAGCAGCAGGUGGAGGUGGCGGCUGGAAGGACAUCCCUAGUCCUCACCUGAGUGCAGGCAGAUCUCUGGUGGAAGGUGGACUGGGGGGGUCUUCAUGUCCCCUGGCUGUGUCAAAGCUCAGCUGGUCCACCUUUGGGGGUUUCGGAGGCGGAGGGGGAGCCUGCACAGCUGGAGGUGGUGGAGGGGGAUACAGAGGAGGUGAUGCUGCUCUGACAGAUGAGAUCACAGCUGACGGUCAGAAUGGAGUUUCUUUCAUCCAUCCAAUGGGAGAGAUUUUCCUCCAGCCUUUAGCAGCCAUGGAGGGCCAUGGCGAGUGUGAGAUCAGGGUGAAGCUGAACUGCAGCCACUGCCAGACUCAGAACUGCAGACAAGAGGAAGAAACUCUCCUCAUCCUCUGUCUCUGUGACGACGAUGAAUUCCUCGCCAGUGACAACGUCACCUGUUUCAGUACAGUAGAUGAGCCUCGAGUCCAGUUGUCCACGUCACUGAUCCUGGCCGUCGUGGUCGCCACCCUGGCCAGCGGCGUGGCCCUGGUCGGCAUUAUCCUCAUGUGUUACCGCAGGAAGAACGAUCUGCAUGCCGUGAGGGGGCGUCUGCAGAGUCCCGAGUACAAGCUGAGCAAGAUCCGCUCCUCCACCAUCAUGACAGACUACAACCCAAACUACUGCUUUGCGGGCAAAGCUGCCUCACUCACCGACCUGAAGGAAGUACCACGCAGAAACAUCACGCUUCUCAGGGCUCUCGGUCAUGGAGCAUUUGGUGAAGUCUAUGAGGGACAAGUUCUGGGGAUCGGUCCCAAUGGCAGUUCUUUGCAGGUGGCCAUAAAGACUCUCCCAGAAAUCUGUUCUGAACAGGAUGAAAUGGAUUUCCUGAUGGAGGCUCUGAUUAUGAGUAAGUUCAGCCAUGAAAACAUCGUUCGCUGCAUCGGGGUGAGUCUGAACAUACUGCCCCGCUUUAUCUUGCUGGAGCUGAUGACCGGAGGGGACAUGAAAAGUUUUCUGCGACAGAACAGACCCCGCGUGGGUCAGACCUCUUCACUCAUCAUGCGGGAGCUGCUGCAGAUGGCCAGAGACAUCGCCUUUGGCUGUCGCUACCUGGAGGAGAACCAGUUCAUCCACAGAGACAUUGCUGCUAGAAACUGCCUUCUUACCUGCUCUGGACCAGACCGAGUGGCUAAGAUUGGAGACUUUGGUAUGGCUCGAGACAUUUACAGAGCUAGCUACUACAGAAAAGGUGGUCGUGCCAUGCUUCCAGUCAAGUGGAUGCCCCCAGAAGCCUUCAUGGAGGGAAUCUUCACCUGCAAAACAGAUACCUGGUCAUUUGGCGUGCUGCUGUGGGAGAUCCUGUCCUUAGGUUACAUGCCCUAUCCCUGUAAGACCAACCAGGAGGUCCUGGAGUUUGUCACUAGCGGAGGCAGAAUGGAUCCUCCUAAGGGCUGCCCAGGGCCAGUAUACCGCCUCAUGACCCAGUGUUGGCAGCACUGUCCUGAGCACCGGCCCAACUUCUCAACCAUCCUGGAAAGAAUUAACUACUGCACUCAGGACCCUGACGUGAUCAAUACACCCCUACCUGUGGAAUACGGUCCCAACACAGAGGACGACGGGGGCACAGUAAUGCGCCCUGCGGUCCCCACUUCCACCAGCCUCAGUCCGCUCCUGGGCUCGCAUCCCGUUUGCCAGGAUUCCACCUCCCAGCUUGGUUUCACCACCUUGGGCUUUAGUCCCUCGGCCCUCGCCCCGCAGCCCACCAAACCCCGGCUCCUCCUACAGAGGAUCCAACCCAUCCACCACGAAGUGACAUCUUGUCACGAGGUGCUGGAGCCGUCCUGGGCUGAGACCAUUCCUGCCCCCGCUUUGUCGGCGGGGAGCAACUGUCUCCACCCUGAGCCUCCCCACCACCGGCCCUGCUCCAGAAACAGCUCGUCCUCGGGGAGCCAGAGGCUGAAGAACAAGACUAAGAACCUUUGGAACCCCACUUACGGCUCCUGGGUCUUGGAGAACUUCAGGGGUAAGAAAACCCUCGCUCAUACUCAGUCCAUGCCGAUCUCAAGUUCCACCACCAACUCACAGACCGGCAGCCCGGCGUCGGAGAGCAACGAGGCGGUUUGUGAGAGCGCCACCAGCACCAACCUCAGUCCGACUCCACCACAGGCCUGCCAGCCUCAGGCUGCCCCGAGCACUCCCCCUCCCAAGAAUCUAGCAGGUGGUUCCAAAAAGGCUGGAAUGGACUUAGCUAAGCUCCAAAAUUUCCCCUGCGGCAACGUCAACUACGCCUACGACGAGCAGAAUUGCGAGGCAGAGAACCCGCCCCCGGUCAAACCCAAAACCCCCAGAGCCAUCACCAGCACCAGCUCCCCUCUGAGUGGCUCCUCGGGGACGGCCCCGGGUCUGGCACUCGGCCUGCACACCUCCUCAUCUUUCAUGCCCAAACUGAUGCUGAAGCGCCACGCCAGCUACGGACACGAGGAUGUAAAGAGACACGCCAAAGCUGAGAAGCCCACUCGCGACCGAGACUCUGGCUUCUCCCUGUCUGAAGAUCUCAGCGUUUCCCCCAUUUAA